UUUUUUUUUUGCUUGCGUGUGUUGUUACGUGUGUCGCUAAGUGUGCUUCGUGAACGGUCAACUUAUCAAACAUCGAUGCUUUGUUGAUUUUUGUUUUUCUGUUUUUCUUUGGUUUUUCCUUCUCUCUUUGGCCAUCUUUGCACUCAGCUUUUGUCCGUUUGCUCCGUCAGUUGUUGAGACAUUUGACACCCUCCAGGCUUGCUGUUCUUCACAAUGAGGGCCAUGACAAGCUCCGAAAAGGAAAGUCGCUCAGAGAGCGAGAAGGCAAAGUCGUCGUCGCAGGAAUCGAUCGACAAAUUUGCCCAUCUCAACGGGUUCGACACGAAGUCACCAUACGAUGAUUCGGGCAACUUCCCACAUAUACAUUACAAGACGAAGAUCCAUCCCUUGAGGUUCAGGGUAAGACAAGCGCUGCUGCCCUUAAUUAGAGCAGAGACUCCAAUUCUCUCACAGAUUCAACGGAGGCUGAGGAGUCCCCUGUUGGAUUAUUACUUUGCAUGGACAGCAAACUUAGCCGCACAUACCUUCUACGUGUUGAUGUUACCUCUUCCCUGCUGGUUUGGCUACGGCGGCACAACUCGUGACUUGGUGUUCUUGCUAGGCUACGGUAUCUAUGUGAGCGGGUAUAUCAAGGACUUUUGCUGUCUGCCACGCCCAAGAUCACCGCCUCUGCACAGAAUCACAAUGUCUGGCUAUACUGCGAAGGAGUACGGCUUCCCUUCGUCGCACUCUGCCAAUGCCACUGCUGUGUCAGUGUACCUCAUGUUUGAGAUCUGGAAACACAGGGACUCAUUUGGCAGUACAACCUCGCUCGUCUUAGCAUCUUUGGCCUUGUUGAUAUACUACUUUUCUCUGAUCUUUGGAAGAGUAUAUUGUGGAAUGCACGGUUUGGCUGAUAUCAUUGUUGGUUCGUUAAUCGGUGGUAGUUUAUACUCGUUAAGAAUGUGGACUGCGGAAAGCUACGAUACGUUUAUCCUGGAGAAACCAGUCUAUGUUGUCUUGUCGGUUGUAUUGUUCAACUAUGCCCUGAUCUAUUUCCACAUAUCCCCAGUGGAUGACUGUCCCUGUUAUGACGAUUCUGUGGCGUUUAUAGGGGUCAUCAUGGGAUUUGAGCUCUCAAACUGGAUCUUUGUGAGAACUGAUCUUCGGUCAGAUUUGAUGAAUCCAUUAGAUAUCAGCAUGCCCUAUUCAUUCGAACAAUCCGGAGUACUGAAAUCUCUUAUCCGUGUCGUUAUAGGCAUACUGCUCGUAGCUAUCUGGAAGGAGAUUUCCAAGCCACUGCUACUGAAACUGUUCCAGCCGGUGUACAAUCUGCUGAAUCGUAAGCCUGAUGCACCGACGUUCAACAGAAUCAGAUCUGCAACCAUGGAUAAACACGAAACAGACGUGACUGGAUUUGUCAAAGAGAUGAGCUCACGUAAGACAAGGGAUAUCGUCGGUCCACAAUCCACCAUCGACUUGACAGAGUUUGAAGACUUAAAGGAACAUAAGGAAUACUUUGAAGCACUGGAUAAACUACAACAGGACAAUGUUGUCUUCACCUGCGGAGUCUUCAAGAAUCGUUACGACAUUACAAUCAUUGUACGUCUCAUUGUGUACGCUGGGAUUCCAUUCACUGCGAUGGUCGUAUUCCCAAUCGUGGUGCGCUCAAUAGGACUAUGACCAUAUCAUGUUCCUCCUUCUCUGCUGUUGCGUAUAAUCUGGGCGACAGGAAGGGAAAUGGAUACGAAUACAUUCAAAACUAAUUACUUUU
This is a messenger RNA of Williopsis jadinii, 1753 nucleotides long. Its product is annotated as phosphatase PAP2 family protein. Gene Ontology annotation, molecular function: sphingosine-1-phosphate phosphatase activity. The record is from RefSeq and is a predicted model, not a curated record. The coding region runs from base 214 to 1662 and encodes 482 amino acids. Lineage: Eukaryota; Fungi; Ascomycota; Saccharomycetes; Phaffomycetales; Wickerhamomycetaceae. Gene Ontology annotation, cellular component: endoplasmic reticulum membrane. The transcript has a single exon.